UUGUAGUGUGUUUGGGCGUCGUAUGUCUAAGAAGUGAAAGGUUUCUAGAAAGCCGUUGAGGCUGAUUAUAAACCCCUCGCCCUCCAGCUCGUCACAGACUCCUCGAGCCAACUCAACAUUGGGGAUUCCCGCAAGUUCAAGGACAUUUCAGAGACAAGAUAAUAGCGACCGCUCCUCGAACUUUCAGGCCUAGACCAACACCUUCACCGACAUGCAGCCCAUUGCGUACCUUGGACCGUUAAUGCUCCUCACGGCACAAGCACAAACCGCACCAUCGUCGCUUCACUCUCAUCUCCAACGCCACAGAGACCGUGUCGCCACACACGCUCACUCAAGUCACCAGCACUCGCAAUUAAUCGAGCAAAUCGGAGCGGCCCCGAUGAAGCUCUCGCAGGAUAUGAAGCCGGCGCUCCACCACAUGGUCAUGGAAAGGUCGUCAGCACCUUCACCAUACGAUCGGUCGGCAUUGGCAUCGACGGAGUACAGAGAAGGCCGCCCAAAAACAGCGAACACAGAAGCAAAAGCAUCUUCAAGGCGAGAAACGGAUGCAAUGACAGCACUUGUGCAGUCAGGACCCGGUCCAUUCAACCUGGCAGCGGCACGCGGCGGCAGUGGGUUUAACCCGGACGCGGAUAGUGCCAAUAGUCUGCAUCUCGACGCGGCGAUGCGACUGCUGCGUGCCCACGCAAUCGUCAAGCACCACAAAUUUCAACGGGAGGUAUAAGAAGGACUGGCUCCCGAGUUGUAGACGGAUUAGUGUUGUCGUGCUUGGUUAAUGAGCAACCGUUGACACGGUGGAUGGUGAAGAUGAUG
This is a messenger RNA of Colletotrichum navitas, 813 nucleotides long. RefSeq lists its product as uncharacterized. Bases 212 to 724 code for a protein of 170 amino acids. The transcript has a single exon. The record is from RefSeq and is a predicted model, not a curated record. Lineage: Eukaryota; Fungi; Ascomycota; Sordariomycetes; Glomerellales; Glomerellaceae.